AUGCAGAAUAAACAUAAAGGGGACAUUGAAUUCUUUAUAGAAGAUGAAAAGGUGCAGAAUGCGUACACGUUGGCAAAAGCUGGACAGCAGCAACUUUCACAAAUCCCAGAACACAACACCCUUCACUACUUCAAGGUGCCAUAUAAUGGCCAUUCUAGCGCCUGCGAAAUCUAUAUUAUACCGAUUAAGCACAAGCAGUACCAGAACCUAUUCUUCUUCCCGAUCCGAAGAUAUACGAAGUGCUGUGACGAUGCUCCUGAGAAGGAAUUAAAACUACAACACCAAACUAUAUACGAUGUCUACAUUCGGCCAAAUCAGUGGCGUUUCGAUGAUGAUAACAGCAAAGAGGUCAAGUUGCCCCAAAAUGCAUCACCCGUGUGUACUUGCCUUGAUCACGCACAGCUUGGUCUCGAUUAUCUACGACAAACCGCUACUGCGACAUCUUCUGGCGCGGAAGAGAAUGUAGUGUUCCGCAUGAUCUCUACAUGUCCAUGUCGGUGUACCGAUAUGGCCGAUGAAAUGGACAACAGAAGGAAGCCUGCUUUUGCCAGAAUCGGAGUUCAGACCACAACAGUAACUACAUUCUCGGGAGACUUCAAGGCCACAGUGUCGUUGUGGCGUAUCCGAAGUACGGGUUGCGUGGUCACACAGUUGCAUGCAAGCUACCCACUCCUCUGGAUCUCAGGUGGCCCUGGAAAAGGGAAGGCAAUGCUGGCGAUUUAUAUCACCGAGGUGCUACAGCCAGUUGCUGACGCCGCCGACAAUGUUCUCCUCUACUACUUCUGCAGUAACCGCGACAAGAAUCGGAAUAACGCAUUGACCAUUAAGAGAGGUAUCCUGUAUCAAGGGAUCGACCUCCAUCCGCAUCUGGUCAAAGAUAUCAAGAAGUCCUUCGAAGGGACGGAAACAACCAAAUAUACCAUUUCUAGUUUUGUCUCGUUGUGGGGGGUUUUCCUGUCCCUACUUCAGCAGAGCACGUCUUCCCAGGUAGUCUGCGUUCUGGACGGUCUAGAUGAAUGCGAAAAGGAACCACUCAGGCAGCUUCUCGACGCCGUUGACAAUUACUUGUCGAAGUCUGGGGAAAAGAGAGAUACAUCUUCGCCAAAGUUGCAGAACUGGCAUCCGAGCAAAACCCUUCCCGAAGAGAUGGUCGCGCAGGUUCAGCAGACCUUGCUGGCUGGCGCUGAUGGAACCUUUCUGUUGGUUGGAUUCGUGGCCAAUGAGCUUCAGGGCAGGAGUUGGUGCAAAAUUGAUGAAGUUCUCCGCCAUGUUCCUAAAGGCCUGGGUGGGAUCUAUCGACGGCUUCUUCAGCAGAUCAGCGACAAGGAAGCAUCGGUCCCCAUUCUUCAAUGGGUCGUUCUCGCUGCCCGGCCCCUCACAGUGGACGAAUUGACCGUGGCCGCAGGGAUCAAGACGGCUGGUACUCUUCCAGCAACUCAAGUGACCAAGGAUCGGCUCAGGUUCGGCGGGUUGCUCGUGAAGGUCGAAGGAGAUGCCGUCAACCUGGUUCACGAAUCGGCGAAGGAGUUCUUCCAGAGCGAUCAAUUGUUGAUCAGCAAGCAUUCCCGCCUCAUUUCGCGAAAGGACAACUACGGCCGGACGCCGCUGUCCUGGGCCGUCAAUCAAGGUCACCGAGAAAUGGUGGAACUGCUGCUUGACCAUGGUGCGCGUGUCAAUUUCAAAGAUCGAAGCAUGUUGACGGCACUCCAUAUCGCGGUCACCGGACAGCACAGUGACGUCAUGUCUGUGCUGCUCGAACACGGCGCCCGUCUCGAGGCCAAGGCGGAGCAUGGCGACACGGACACGCCGUUGAUCCGAACCAUUCUGGCGAAUUCGAGAGAAAUGCCGCAGGAAUUACUUGAGCACGGAGCGCGCGUGGCCAAAUUGCCAGCUCUUCUGGGAGUUGCUUCCAUGAGGGGACAACCGGGCCCGGUGGACGAGCGUGUCAAAGAGCUACUUGGGCUCCAGGAGCAGGUCUUCCUCGCACGCUUCAGGCGUUCGUCGCGAUUUGUCGACCUGGUCAUGAAAGGGCUGGGCCUUUUCCUUCGCUUUCCCCUCGUUCUUGAAUUGAUUCUGUCUGUACUGCAGGAGCUCGUCCAGGAGAACAAAACGGACGAACUGCGAGAAUGGGGGAAACUGUACCAUGUGUUCUUCUUGGGGGCUGGUUGUCGACAGAACUACGAAGAGGCUGAAGGCCAUGGGCGACCUGUCGACGCAGAUCUUGCAAAACACCCCCCUUUUUUUUGCGUCGACAGGUCGCCCAUGGCCUUCAGCCUCUUCUUGCAAAAGGUGCGCCUAGAGAUAUUCAGGCACUGCUGGCCAUCACGGUCUUCACCGGCAUGGGAACGAAACUCGCGGCUGUCCGACACGGAUGGAGAGAAGGAGAUGCCACCACAGCUGCGGCAAUUUCAGAUUGGGCCGCCAUCGCCUGCGACAGGGACGCGUUGGUGUUCUUCCACUUCGGCAUGCGGGGUUUUUGAGCGACUUCGAUGUGUUCGGAGUGGAAAUCGGGAAGAGAACGUACUUCGGACGGCCCUACUCAUGACGGGCCACUUCGCCAUGAUCGACAAACAGGAACCAGGGCUGAUCGAGUAUUUCUCCCGGGUUAUCGCGGAGUUCUUUGCGAAGGAUACAUCGGCAGAGGUUGAAUUGUUCAGCGAUGCGAAUCAGGCGUGCGCCAAUGAGCUAUUCGUCAUCAGUGAAAGUCGCGACUCUGCAAUAUUACGUCUCUUUCUGACCAGUAUUUUCCAGUUUGCCCAACAGGCCCAUGAGAAGGGACAGGACCGCUUUCUCAACGUACCCUCGGCAGCAUGCUUGAUUCUCUGCCAGGAGAAUGCCACCGCUCACCGGUGGCUGAUUGGUGAGGCCAUCCCGGAUGGAAUAGGGGCGUUGAUAGCGAAGGAACCUCCGGGAUCGCUGCAGAAGCGGGCUUGCAAGACCUUUGUGGAGUGCCUGAUCCUUGGGAAGCAGUCUUACCUAGGGGCGCACCGAGACAAAGAGUGGAACAGCAUCUGCAGUCCUUGCCGGGAGUCGGACAUAUGA
Messenger RNA from Metarhizium robertsii ARSEF 23, 3042 nucleotides. Its product is annotated as NACHT and Ankyrin domain-containing protein. Gene Ontology annotation, molecular function: protein binding. The record is from RefSeq and is a predicted model, not a curated record. Lineage: Eukaryota; Fungi; Ascomycota; Sordariomycetes; Hypocreales; Clavicipitaceae. The coding region runs from base 1 to 3042 and encodes 1013 amino acids. The transcript is spliced from 7 exons.